This is a messenger RNA of Girardinichthys multiradiatus, 4301 nucleotides long. RefSeq names its product papilin a, proteoglycan-like sulfated glycoprotein (gene paplna). The transcript has 27 exons. Gene Ontology annotation, biological process: extracellular matrix organization. Gene Ontology annotation, molecular function: serine-type endopeptidase inhibitor activity; metalloendopeptidase activity. NCBI's taxonomy places the organism in Eukaryota, Metazoa, Chordata, Actinopteri, Cyprinodontiformes, Goodeidae. Gene Ontology annotation, cellular component: extracellular matrix. The record is from RefSeq and is a predicted model, not a curated record. The coding region runs from base 230 to 3862 and encodes 1210 amino acids.
AAAGGCGCCCCGCAGGAGCUUCAACCAACACUUUCUCCUCUGCCUGUCGGUUUCCUGUUGGGCCAUAGUGAGAGACAAAGGUUUCCAGCAGACAGCUCCUUCUCAUAUAUCCAGGACACCUCGACUCUUUUCGGACGCAUCGAGCCAAUUAUCCGCUGUCAGCUGGGCUGCGUCUACCCAGGCGUGAAGAAAUCGCAUUUAAAAGCCACCGAGCAGGGGUUCAGCGAAGAUGCUUCUUUCUCUGAUGAUCCUGCAGCUGCUUCUGGCUCCUGCAUUCAUGGUGCCCAGUGUGGAUUUCUGGGACUCAUGGGGUCCUUAUGGUGAGUGCAGUCGGAGCUGUGGCAGUGGGGUGACUAUGAGAAUUAGAAGCUGUAUCACUCAGAGGACAGAUGGUGGACAUAACUGUGUGGGACCAGACAAGUCUUAUCGCAUCUGCAACACCCAGGACUGUCCAGAAGGAUCCAGGGAUUUUCGGGAAGAACAGUGUUCCCAGUUUGAUGGGACUGACUUCCAGGGAAAACGCUACAAGUGGCUUCCGUAUUACGGAGCGGAGAAUCCCUGCGAGCUGAAUUGCAUGCCAAGAGGGGAAAACUUUUACUAUCGCCACCGCAGCUCUGUCGUUGAUGGCACACCCUGCCACCCAGGACGGAGGGAUAUUUGUGUGGGCGGAGUCUGUAAGCGCCUGGGCUGUAACAACAUGCUGGAGUCUCCUCAGCAGGAAGACCCCUGUCUGCAGUGUGGGGGCAAUGGCCAGUCCUGCUACCUUGUCAAGAACACCUUCACUGUACGCGACCUGCCAGCUGGCUACAACCAGAUGUUCAUCAUCCCUGUUGGAGCCACAACCAUCAGCAUCAGAGAGACAAUGGCCACACGGAACUAUCUCGCCAUCAAGAACCUGCGUGGCGAGUACUACCUCAAUGGCCACUGGGUAAUUGAGUUUUCUAGGGCGACACCCAUUGCUGGGACCAUGCUUUACUACCAACGAGGUGCUGAGGGUGAAAGCGUACCCGAAACCAUCAUUGGCCGUGGUCCUACCACUGAACCACUUGUUGUUGAGCUGAUCAGCCAAGAACCUAACCAGGGCAUUGAGUAUGAAUAUUACCUUCCAAAUGGACGUUCCAGGGAAGGCUACUACUGGAGCUAUGGAUCAUGGUCUUCUUGCAGCAAAGAAUGUGGAUCAGGCUAUCAAUCUCGCUUGGUCUUCUGCACGAUUGACAACGAAGCCUAUCCAGACUAUCUCUGUGCUUCUCUGCCAAGGCCACAUUCAAACCGUACAUGCAACCCCCAUCCAUGCCCUCAAACCCAAAGCUGGAGAACUGGUGAGUGGAACGCCUGCUCAGUUACCUGUGGUGGGGGCUCUCAGCUGCGCACCGUGCAGUGCAUAUUGCAUGAUGCCUCUGGACCUCAGGUGGUAGAGGACGGCAUUUGUGCUGCCUAUGCUGAUGCUCCUCCUUCUCUGAGGACCUGCAACAUGCACAAAUGUGCAGAGUACCGUGUGACUGGAUGGAGCUCAUGCUCAGUGAGCUGUGGUUCAGGUGAACAGACCAGAGAGGUCACCUGUGUGGGAUCAGGUACCACAAUGCUAGAAGAUGCAUCCUGCAGGACUUUGCUGCGCCCACCCUCCAUCCAGCCGUGUGAGAUGCCUGCCUGUUCAAAACAGAUCCGUUGGCAUGUAGGAUCAUGGGGGCUGUGCUCUAAAAGCUGUGGUUCUGGCUCACGAGAGCGCCAGGUGAUCUGCUCGGACCAGGACAGGAACCUUUAUCAUGUAGACCAAUGCAACACCCACCCCAAACCCUCCACAAUGGAGCGCUGCAACACCCAGCAAUGCUUUAGUCCACAGGUUGUCCCCAGCAUUCAGGACCCACGAGGACAUGACAGCACUCAGACUAGCUUCCAGCUGUAUGUGCCAGGUCAUGCAACAGCCCGCAGGCCAGACACAAGAGAUCCCACCCAGACAAAUACAGUGCGCGACCCUCACAGCUUCUCCCCGGCCCUCCACUGCAGCCAGUCUUAUUAUGGCUGUUGCCCAGACGGACGCACCACAGCCAGGGGGCUACAGGGUCUGGGGUGCCCACAGUCUCCAACUCCUACUCCCGUCCCGUCAUCCUGCAUCCAGACAAGUUAUGGCUGCUGCCAAGAUGGUGUGACAACUGCUCAGGGUCCCAACAAAGAGGGCUGCUUAGAGUAUGUGGCCCCUGCACCCACACUUGCACCUCUUCCUUCUGAGAAUGCUGUAGAGUGCCGCACUACCACCUAUGGGUGCUGCUAUGAUCGGAAGACACCAGCAGGGGGUCCGAACGGAGAGGGCUGCCCUAACCCGCCCAACCACAUUGAGCGAUCCAUCUGCUCCUUGCCUCGUGCUGCUGGCUCCUGCAGCAGCUGGACUGCACGAUACCAUUUUGACGUCAUCACCUCAAAGUGUGUCCACUUCUGGUAUGGAGGUUGCCACGGCAACAGCAACAACUUCCUAACCAGAGCAGAGUGCCAGAGGGCGUGUCAGGUGCCAGCGCCCAGCCAGCAGCGCCCUCAGCCAGUCGUGCCUGUUGGAGAGUCGACGUUCACAGGAGAAUCUAGUCCUGAAAGGACCACACCUGGAGGAGCAUUGUCUCCCUCUGCAGGGUCAACAGAUGUGCAGUCACGCAACAUGGGGGGUACUUUCACAGUGCAGGGCGGUACCCCGAGCCACUCCGCCAGACACGGCACUAGCGCAGCCAGACACGCCCACAGAGCUCGAGUGUAUCUGAGGGCACGCCGGCCAUCGUCUGCUGCACUGGCUCAGCUGACCGGGCCAGCUGCGAGUUUGACCUUGGCAGGUGUAAGCAUUGAUAAGAGCGAUCCAGACAAAGUAGAAGCUUUAGUCGGCCAGACGGUGGUGCUGCCGUGCAGGGUCAGCCCUCCACCUUCGUCUACCAUCAUUGUGGAGUGGAGAAGAGAUGGAAUCCCUGUGUCGGCUCAAAGACAUCACCAGCAGCCCAGUGGGUCCCUGUUGGUUGGCCCUCUUGUGAAGUCAGACUCUGGGUGGUUCUUGUGCUUUGUCACUCGAGAACGGGAGCGAGAUCACCGCUACAUUUAUUUGUCUGUCUCAGAGGCCCCACCUCAGCUCUUUCCAACGUUGCUGCCUAAAGAUGGCCCAAUCCCCAGGUUCAGCAUCGAUCAGUCAAGCCCAUCAAUAAUAGAAGUGCGAAUAGGACAAACUGCAAGACUCCCCUGCACCAUAAUUCCAGGUGCAGCCCUGCAGUAUGUCAGUAUUCAAUGGACUAAAGAUGGAAAACCCCUCAGUGACUCCAGGAUUACCCAGCAUGCUGAAGGCACCUUGCUCAUCGGCCUUCUGAGAUCUGACGACUCUGGGGUCUACACAUGUACAGCUGCCAGCCAACAGCAGCUGGAGCAGAGGCAGCUGCAACUCAGAGUACAAGUUGACCUGAAGAUCACUACAGCUCCCAAUAACAUCCAGGUGUCUGAAGGAAGCAGAGCUCUGCUGCCAUGUGUGGUGUCUGGAGAUAACGUCAGCAUAGGCUGGUCCAGAAAUGGAGUGCCAGUGCGUCCAGAUGGGUAUAACAUCCUGGCAUCGUCUGAUGGCAGCCUGAUCCUAAAUAAUGUGAAGGCCUCCGAUGAGGGGACCUACACCUGUAAUGCUUACACUGGCAUUUAUUCUGUGAGCGCCACAGCUGAAGUGAGAGUCCUUAAACUCACACAAGGUGUUGAUGUGCAGCCAGGUUGUGUGGACCAGAAUGAACUGGCCAACUGCAAACUCAUACUUUACGCUCGGCUGUGCGACCAUCAGUACUAUUCCGGUUUCUGCUGCGCCAGCUGUGCUAAGCAUGCACCAAAGAACGGCAGGAUUGGUUGGCAUGCAUUUUGAUAUGCUGACUUUUCUGCAUUUGAACUUCUGCAUUUGCCAAAUGGAACCAAAAAGGUGGACCAGACUGUGCAGAAUUAUUUUAAAAAAAGAACUGAUGAACGAGGAGUUCCACAGUUAGGACUUUGCUCAAAUUGCUUUCUGCAUCAAACAACAUGAAACUUUAACAUAAAAUAGUCCAUAUAUGUAUGAUCUACUGGAUUUGAGGAGGCACUGAAAAUAAGCUAUUUACUCACUGGACCUAUUUGUUCUCUGUUUUUUAGAGAAUCUAAUAAUCUAAAAAUAAUGUAAUUUUUAUUGUUUGCUUCAUUAUUUUGACUACUACUUCUCUUUUUGAAUCAGAAUGUUUGCUAAUUCACCUGUUGUUGAUGCUAUCUCCUAUUUGACAGUUUUUUUGCCUUUUUAUUGUAUUUUUUUAUGUAAAAUAAACUUAUUUUGAUAA